UCUACAGUGCAGCGUUAUGGCGAUCUCCAGUCUGUGUUGUGGUCUUAUAACGCUGUGGAUGUUAGGUUUCCUUGUUCCAGAUGUUUGUGCCGCUACCCGAUGCAACUACUACAGCUCCUACGGCUACUACACCUACCGCUACUGCACCUACGGUUGUUGCGGGAGUAGCUACGCCUACGUGUGCUGCUCCAGUGCCACGAGUUUCGUGUUGUCUGGUGGUGCCAUCACAGGCAUUGUGAUGGGAGCUCUUACUGUAGCUGUUGUCAUCUUCAUUAUCUUGAUCAUCUUGAAGAAAAAGAAAUACUGGAGAGGCAGGAGUGUUGUCCGCCACAGUAACAUCGUAGUGAGCAGCUCCUCCACAGCUACAAAGCCUGUCAGUACCGUCCAGGUGGGACCGUCCGCCCCACACAAUCCCUACCCUGCAUACCCACCCCCAGCAUACCCACCCCGGCAUACCCUCCACCACAACAGCCCCCAUCCAACAACCAAGCAUACCCUCCACCCCAACAGCCCCUACACACCCAACAGCAACCCAAGCAUACCCCCACCCCAGCAGCCCUACACACCCAACAACCCAGCUUACCCACCCCCACCCCUGCCUACAACAUAA
Molecule: messenger RNA, 610 nt
Organism: Haliotis rubra (blacklip abalone)
Lineage: Eukaryota; Metazoa; Mollusca; Gastropoda; Lepetellida; Haliotidae
Product: protein shisa-4-like
Exons: 4
Coding region: 17-610 (197 amino acids)
Source: RefSeq, a predicted model, not a curated record